Messenger RNA from Hippocampus comes (tiger tail seahorse), 3296 nucleotides. RefSeq names its product abl interactor 1-like. Bases 1 to 471 code for a protein of 156 amino acids. The record is from RefSeq and is a predicted model, not a curated record. The transcript has 3 exons. Gene Ontology annotation, molecular function: protein binding. NCBI's taxonomy places the organism in Eukaryota, Metazoa, Chordata, Actinopteri, Syngnathiformes, Syngnathidae.
AUGCCCGGUUUUGGCGCUGUAGUGUCUGUGGCUCCUCCGCCUCCUCCGAUGGUCCAGCUGACACCACAGAUCCCUCUGACCGGCUUUGUGGCUAGAAUGCAGGAGAGCAUAACAGACAGCCCAGCUCCACCUCCUCCGCCUCCACCAGAGGAAAUGGGUGUGUUUGAUGAGCCCUCGCCCCCACCUCCUCCUCCGCCUGUCGACUAUGAAGAAGAGGAGGCUGCGGUUGUCCAUUACAGUGACCCCUAUGCCGAUGGAGAUCCCCAGUGGGCCCCGAAGGCCUAUUUAGAGAAAGUUGUGGCCAUCUACGACUACAGCAAAGACAAAGAGGAUGAGCUGUCCUUCAUGGAAGGAGCCAUCAUUUACAUUAUCAAGAAGAACGACGACGGCUGGUUCGAAGGCGUCUGCAACGGCGUCACCGGACUCUUCCCGGGAAACUACGUCGAGUCCAUCAUGCACUAUGCUGAUUAGCGGGAAGGAAAAAAAAAAAACCAACCCGCAAUGCUAAGGUAAAACAGGGAAGGUGUAUAGAUGAAUGCAGCUCUUACAGCUGUCAUCUCUCCUUUUUCGAUGGAAGCGCCACGGCAAAAUGUUUGGGAAUAACAGUCUACCACUUUGGCUCGAGAGAAGCACAAUGGCCGCCGAAGCUUUUCGAAGCGCCCGUUCUGUUAGUUUUACACUGUUGACAUGAAGGGAGGAGAUGAAAGCGUUUCAGAGUGCUGCCACGGCGGCAGCGCUUUUGAUUCCCAACUUCAAUUCUCUGCCACACGAGAAAUGAGAAGGGUGAAUAUUUGUCAAUGUUUGCGUUCAUAUGUUAGUGCAGCACAGCCCUGAUCACAUUUGCCGUGUUCAAACCCGACCGGCUCUUCCACAAGGUGCUGCAUCACUGUGAAUUCAACUUAUCAUUGGGUCGCCGCGCCAUCUUGCGCCGUAGACCACGCGGACUGGCCACGUUGCCUGCAAAUUCCAUUCUACCUGAUCAAGACUGAAAUACAGAAAAAAAAAAACAGGUCAAUAAGUGCAUUAGCACGCGACUGAAUGUCAAUCUUCUCAUGUUACAGAGGGAAGAAGGCAACCUCACCUUUCAGGGAUUUGUUGUGAUAUCACCUAAAACACUGAAAAUGUUUUUAGUAGAAGAUCUGCAGUGGGCAGGAAAACGUCCAUUUUCGACCACUUUUUUUUUUGUUCCGAGUAAACUUGAGCUUACACUGGUUGACUUUUCAGCGAGAGGCAGGCUACCUACUGCUCUGAUUGCCUCUCGAUGAUUGAACACGUGUCACCAACCGUCGACCCAGCACACCCGUUUUAUGAAUCGGAGGAAAUAAGACGAAACGGCAUCGAAAGAAACACAAGCACAGAAAGAACCCUACGCGGAAAGGUCUGAGCCCAGAUUCGAGCCCAGAGCUUUUAGUUGUGAAUCCGACUGGCGAGCCGCAUCUGUAACCGUGCCACGAAUGGAGGAAAAAAAAUAACACGAUGUCAGCAGUGACUCGAUCUUCUAAAAGUCCACAUUUUCUAAUGUUUGAGAUGAUAUUCGUAGAAUCCCUUUAAAACUGGUCAACCGGGUUGAUGUAGAAUAUAAAAAACAAACAAACAAAACAAGACACUCUUUCGUCUGCUCUAACUUGUACAUAAAGUGUGACGUGAGGCACUAACAGUAGGGUAAAGUGCAUUUGUCUGUGUGUGAAAACUCCUUGUGAAUUUCCAUCAGUUUCCAUACAGGCGGCGCCAAGAGUCGAUGACACAUUUGUGAUUCUUUUCAUUUGUACGUGCGCAUUUUCUUCAUCGGCCACGUUGCCGUCGAACUUGUACAGUGGGAACCGUCAGUGAUAUUUCUCACCGCCGCCGCAUAUGACUAAUGUGCUGUCCAGCCACUGUAGCAAAGUUGUGUCUCGUCUUGAAGUCAGUGAAGGAGUCGAGUGUGCGUCAGGUCACCACGUAUCAAUAGCUGCACUGCUUUUUCUUUUAUUUUUUUUUCUCCGACUGCAUCACACAAGUCCAGAAUUCUGCCGCAAAGCCGUUGCCUGCCGGUCGAGCGCUUGCUGUUGUGGUGCUUUCCAUCGGUGCUGAACCGCAGCAAUCGUCAACCCAAACAACCUCGACUCAAAGGAGAAAUGUAACAAGGGCGCCUUGUUUGUCGGUUCAUUUUGCAGUGGGAGAAGAGUCGGCCAUUUUGAUUGUAAUCGUCUUUACAAUGUUGUGAAUGUAGUUGAUCUACUGUCAGAGCGGCACGAUUGAAACAAAGUACACGCUGUAUGGACAGAAGUAUUGGAACACCCUUUUCCUAACUCUACCUUCCAGUCGGAGGUAUCGAAUUGCAGUAUCGAGAGCCCUAGGGGUGCGGUUGAACUCCCAAGUGAUCAAGUGAGUCAUUUGGCAGCGAUACUUCUUUCCAUAUAGUGUAUGUCAUGAGCUACAUGGAAAAUCCCCAAUGCAGCACAUAGCAUGACUCUUCACAUACUGUUAAUGGAAAAAAACAAAAAAAACAAUGCCCGAGCUAACUUGCUGUCUGAUGCCAUCAUACAAUCAUUGACAGCGCUCAUCAUAAAUGAGUACAACCCGACGGGUUCCUUUCUGACUCAAACUUAAUCGACCGUAGAUAUAAAUUUGAAUUCACAAGGUUUCCAACUGCGCUGAGUCAACUAUUCAUCGGAAUCUGAAAACGGGGGUGUACACGUUUAUGUUGAGCACUGUAUAUUAAAGGGGCUUAAUUGUGAAUUUUUAUUCAAAAAAAAUUAAGAAAAGUGGAAUGCCUUUUAUGUUCAUAUGGAACAUUUUCAUAAAAAAAAAACAUGCUGCCAAUUCAGUAUUUAUUCAUCCACUUUGCAUGAACAUUUGUCAACAUUUCCUGUGAACACAUCACACAUACGAUUGUACGUUUCCAUCAUGCGGUGACUUGUGCGGGGAAACAAAAAUUACUUUUCUAUGUAUUUCUAGCUUUGCAUUCCACUCGUUUUUACAUCUACUGUCUGUUUGGAGCAGCGGACAAAUGUUUGCGCACACUUUCUAUGUCAAGGGUUUAUUUAUACUUUUUCAUAGAGAAAUCAUGUGACAACCACUUAUGUGCAGAACUUUGUAAUGUUUAUCACAUAACGUCAUUUCUGGGUAUCACAAGUGUAGACGCCCAUUUCUUUUUUAUGUGUCUUUUGUAUGAUGAUGGGGGGAGAUUGGUAACUUAAGUAUUCAUGAGAAGAGAACGGAAUAUUCGUCUUCUCUCGGUUUGUAUAUAGCUGUUGUUCAUUGAAAUUCAUGUACAGUCUUUUUGUAAUAAAAAAUUCAUGGGGGGGAAAAAGUGA